GCUUCCGGCGGCUAUUUGCGGGGUUCGCGUCCGGGUUUGCGGGGUUGCGGACGGGCGGCCGGCGGCCGGAGUGCGGCCAUGGACAAGCUGCGGCGGGUCCUGAGCGGCCAGGACGACGAGGAGCAGGGCCUGACCGCGCAGGUCCUGGACGCCUCGUCGCUCAGCUUUAGCACCAGAGUGAAGUGGUUUGCCAUCUGCUUCGUAGCUGGCGUCUUCUUCUCUCUCCUUGGAACUGGCCUGCUGUGGCUGCCCGGGGGCGCGAAGCUCUUUGCUGUGUUUUACACCCUUGGGAACCUCGCUGCCUUGGCCAGCACCUGCUUUCUGAUGGGACCCGUGAAGCAACUGAAGAAAAUGUUUGAACCGACAAGAUUGCUUGCCACUGUUGUUAUGCUUCUGUGUCUCUUCUGUACGCUGUGCGCUGUCUUUUGGUGGCACAAGAAGGGGUUGGCCUUACUAUUCUGCAUACUACAGUUCUUGUCAAUGACCUGGUACAGUCUGUCCUACAUCCCCUACGCAAGGGACGCGGUGAUGAAGUGCUGUUCGUCUCUGCUGAGCUGAACGCGGCGUGGCCCCGCGUGACGGACCUUGCUUGGGGAAGGCGUCUUUUCCUGCAGCCGCAGGCUGGCCAUUUUGUGUGCUGCUAGCAGCUGCCACAUACCCGACUAAACCGUUCAAGUUUGUAACUUCAGCUCGCCGCACGUGCGCCCGUGCCAGCCGACGAGCCGGGCGGUGGUGAGCGCGCUGAGCCAGCCGCCCGGGGCAGCCUUAAACGGGGCGCUGACGGGAGGGCCUGGGCGCCAGGGCACUGGCUUGGUUGGCUUGUAAACAUGUUUGCCUUUUCGAAGGCAUCUUAUUUUUGAACUUUAAUGUGAUACCUUUUACUUUGAAGCUAAAAAUUGCUUAUUAUGGUGUAAUAGAAAAUAAUAUAUAAAUCUUUAUAUUUUGAAAUAAAUUUACCCUUGGAAA
This is a messenger RNA of Ochotona curzoniae (black-lipped pika), 966 nucleotides long. It is a transcript of the gene SFT2D1, whose product is annotated as SFT2 domain containing 1. Gene Ontology annotation, cellular component: membrane. The coding region runs from base 79 to 558 and encodes 159 amino acids. Gene Ontology annotation, biological process: vesicle-mediated transport. NCBI's taxonomy places the organism in Eukaryota, Metazoa, Chordata, Mammalia, Lagomorpha, Ochotonidae. The record is from RefSeq and is a predicted model, not a curated record. The transcript has 8 exons.